AUGCAGGAAAAAGGAAAUCCAGUACCAUGGUUUAUUACAAGGCAAGGUUCCCCUUCAAAACCCCGAGGAAAUCAAUGCAGUUGCAUCAUGAAACUACCGGAGAACGUCAUAGCUCACAUACUAAGUUAUAUACCUGUCAAGAGUCUGUUGCUUUUCAAGCGUGUCUCCGGGCUAUGGUGUUCCCUGAUUGAGAGUGAAUAUUUCAUCAAACUUCACCUCAGAAACUUUGUCCAUGAUAGCUGCGGUGCCAAACUUAGCCUCAUUCUUCAAGACACAUGCUUCUCAACGCCAAAGAUCUUUUCAGUCACCGAUGUUGGUUUGCAGAAUGAAUGCCUCGAACUCGGAGGCCCGUUCGGUUACAGGACCAGAAUAUUAGGAUCUUGCAAUGGUUUGCUUUGUGUUUGUCAAUCAGACAUGGAAGACAGCGUCGAGUACAAACGAUCAGGGAAGUAUUACGUCUCCCCGAAGAUAGCCUUGUGGAACCCAUUAACAAAGAAAUUGCAUAUCCUGCCCUUCGCACCUAUUCAAGUUACAACAUGGAGUCCUCUCUAUGGUGUUCUUGACUCUCUUGAAUUUCAAUAUGCAUUUGGACAUGAUUCAUUCAACGACGACUACAGGGUUUUGAGAAUUGUACAGCAGAAUCCUGGAAUGCCUGAUCCUGAUAAGUUUAUCCUUAAAGCUAUGGUUUAUAGCCUGAAGGCUAAUUCAUGGAGAGAAAUUGUUGCACCUGGUUAUCUUCAUUAUAUUGUCAGUAAAGAAUCUGUGCUCGUCCACGACGCUUUUCAUUGGUUGCUAACCCAAGGGCAUGGAUUGGAUAUUGUUGCAUUUGAUAUUCAAAGAGAAGAGUAUUGCACAGUGCCACUGCCUAACUUAGAAAGUAAGUCUUCUCCUUACUACAGGAAUUUGGGUGUCCUCAGAAAAUGCCUCAGCUUAGCCUCUAGUAGUGUCCAUAAUGUUGAGAUAUGGGUGAUGAAGGAAUAUGGAAUGAAGGAUUCAUGGGUUAAAUUGUUCUUGCUUGAACAGUCUUCUUCACUAUGCUACAGUACUGUUCCAUAUGAUCUGGCCCCUUUAGCAUAUGUAAAGGAUAACAAUGAUGAUCAUAAGGUUCUCCUAAAAGGGCUGCCUGAUCAAAGUCUCAUAUGGUAUGAUCUAAAGCUGAAAAAAUAUGAACAUGUCCAAAUUCAUGGGGCUCCAUGGCGAUAUCAACCCUAUAUUUUUGUUGGAAGCCUUGUCUCUCCUCUCCCUCCAAUGCGGAAACAAAUUGAUGGCAAGAUACAUCAGGAAUGUGAGAACUAG
Molecule: messenger RNA, 1296 nt
Organism: Populus euphratica (Euphrates poplar)
Lineage: Eukaryota; Viridiplantae; Streptophyta; Magnoliopsida; Malpighiales; Salicaceae
Product: F-box protein CPR30-like
Exons: 1
Coding region: 1-1296 (431 amino acids)
Molecular function (GO): protein binding
Source: RefSeq, a predicted model, not a curated record